This is a messenger RNA of Rosa chinensis, 663 nucleotides long. Its product is annotated as agamous-like MADS-box protein AGL15. The coding region runs from base 1 to 663 and encodes 220 amino acids. The record is from RefSeq and is a predicted model, not a curated record. The transcript has a single exon. NCBI's taxonomy places the organism in Eukaryota, Viridiplantae, Streptophyta, Magnoliopsida, Rosales, Rosaceae. Gene Ontology annotation, biological process: regulation of transcription by RNA polymerase II. Gene Ontology annotation, cellular component: nucleus. Gene Ontology annotation, molecular function: RNA polymerase II cis-regulatory region sequence-specific DNA binding; protein dimerization activity; DNA-binding transcription factor activity, RNA polymerase II-specific.
AUGACCGAAACUUUUGGGAGGAGGAGACAUGCCACUUUGGUCAAGAAAGCCCAAGAAUUAUCUAUUCUUUGUGCCGCAGAGGUCGCAGUCAUCGCGUUCACUAGCGAUGGAAAGCUUCAUGAGUAUUCUAGCACCAGUAGUGUGGAACACACUCUUUCAAGAUACAAGAACAAUAAGGGCGGCCAAGUCCUCCCAACCAAGGUGGAAUCUGAUCCGCCAAAGGAGUGCCGCCGCGAAACUGCUGCGGAAGAAAAGGACCCAAAAUCAAGUGACAAAGUUCUUCAUGCACUCAAGGGACAACAUGCAGCGCUGAAAUUAGACAAGCAGCGGAGGAUGGGAAAGGCGUUGGAUGGCUUAAGUAGGGAAGAGCUGUAUGCCCUAGAGCAACAACAAAAGUGGGCGUUAGUAUCUGUCAUGAAAAAGAAGGAAGAACUACUUGUGCGGUUGUUGCACAGGUCUAAGGCGCGUGAACAGCAAGCCAUUCAGGAGAAGGAGAAUUUGAGAAGGGGUUAUGAAGUGAGGACGACGGAAAAGCCAUAUCUCCAACUGUUCCCUGAGAACAGUACGAGUUUCUGCACAAGCUCGAAAGCUGUUUCACUUUCGAAUUGUCCAACAGAGAAUAUGGACAUUUCUUUGCACCUUGGGCUGUCAUAUAACUCAUAA